AAAACGUAUUUAUUUAUUCCUACCAGAAUUAUCCUGAUUACAACUAAAACUUAUUCAUAUGAAGUGUUCACUCACAAGAAUCCAGUUAAAGAAAUGGCUAUUUUACACCGGGCCCUGUUUACGUGGUUCAUAUUUUUAGUAUUUCUAAUAUUACUAUGUCUUCGUUUAGAAUCGAGAACACAUUGGAAUUGGUUUAUUGUGUUCAUACCUAUGUGGGUUUACGACAGCAUACUACUGAUAUACGUGUUGUUUCACAUGGUGUCCCAUUGUCGAAAUGGUAUCGAAAGGUUUCGAGGGACAAUCAACAAACACAUGUGGUACAUCACCGCUAUUGGCCUAAAAAUGGCAGCGCAAAUCAUAAUAUGCAUAAAAUUAGAGUACAACAAGGUAAACCUUCCAAUUUACUUAGUUAUGAUGCCAAUUUGGAUGCUCCUACCUGUCCUCUGUGUGGAGGUUUUUAUGCACCUCAUCAAACACUCUAGUGGCAGCAGCAGGUACUAAUAAUGUCAUGAAAACAACUA
Molecule: messenger RNA, 521 nt
Organism: Hyposmocoma kahamanoa
Lineage: Eukaryota; Metazoa; Arthropoda; Insecta; Lepidoptera; Cosmopterigidae
Product: transmembrane protein 60
Exons: 1
Coding region: 94-501 (135 amino acids)
Source: RefSeq, a predicted model, not a curated record